This is a messenger RNA of Gamsiella multidivaricata, 1234 nucleotides long. RefSeq names its product putative deoxyribonuclease TATDN1-like protein. Gene Ontology annotation, cellular component: cytosol. The transcript is spliced from 6 exons. Gene Ontology annotation, molecular function: 3'-5'-DNA exonuclease activity. The coding region runs from base 220 to 1128 and encodes 302 amino acids. Lineage: Eukaryota; Fungi; Mortierellomycota; Mortierellomycetes; Mortierellales; Mortierellaceae. The record is from RefSeq and is a predicted model, not a curated record.
AUUAGCCCUUCUUAUUGAUUCAUCCUCUCUGACAUAACCACUCCAAGUUUACGCACCCAUGCCUCCACGACUCAUUGGUACGGAAGCAAUGACACUUGAGAUUGGUGCAUUGCAUUCGUAGCAUCGAGCCCGGGAACCGAAAGAUCCUUUAUUUUACUGAUUAAGGAAUGCCAUGUUGCUUUUGUCUUUGCAGAUAUUGGCAUUAAUCUCACGGAUCCAAUGUUCCGCGGUAUCUACCAUGGGAAGCAGGUUCAUGCAGAUGAUCUGCAACAGGUGCUUCUUCGCGCAACUCGUGCAGGAGUGGCUCGCAUGAUUGUCACAGCAGGGAAUUUGAGCGACUGCCAUGAAGCCUUGGAUCUUGUCAAGGGCCAUGAGGAUCUGUUCAUGACUGUUGGCUGCCACCCUACGCGAUGCUCCGAGUUUGAGAGCCAUACAGAUGGCCCCGAGGGAUACUUUAAUGCCCUCACGGCGUUUCUUGAGAAGCCAGAAGCUAAGACAAAAGUCGUUGCCAUUGGAGAGUGCGGAUUAGACUAUGACCGACUUCACUUUUGCCCAAAGGAGACGCAGCUCAAAUAUUUCGAGCGCCAGUUUGAGCUGGCGGAGGCAACUCGGCUACCUAUGUUCUUUCACAAUCGCAACACGGGCAAUGAUUUCGGAAAGCUCAUCUCAAAAAACCGCUUCAGGUUCACCAAUGGCGUUGUGCACUCGUUUACAGGUACAAUGGAGGAAAUGCAACAUUAUCUGGACUUGGGCUUGUACAUAGGUAUCAAUGGAUGCUCUUUGAAGACAGAGGAGAACUUGAAAGUUGCUGCCAGUGUACCGUUGGAUAGGCUAAUGCUUGAGACGGAUGGGCCAUGGUGUGAUAUACGGCCAACUCACGCGUCCUACAAGUGUCUGUCAACAAUGACGGCAGAGCAACAGGCAUUGUACAAUCCGACGUCGAAAAAGAAGGAACGAUUCGAGAUUGGCUCCAUGGUCAAAAGCAGGAAUGAGCCGUGCACUAUCGGUCAAGUACUUUGCGUAAUAGCAUCGCUGCAUGCCAUGGAAGCAGAGGCACUAUCGAAAAUAGUGUACGACAACACGACAAAAGUCUUUUUCUCUGCUGAUACUGGUGCCAGGCGACUCUAGCGUGCAUCUUCGAAGUGGGAAUAAAAGAAAAGAAUGCUGCAUUACGCGAAGACGCGAUGUCGGUCAUUUAAACAAUCCUAGGCGAGGGAACUGCAGCUUGUCCCAC